UGUAAUUUAGGCGAGGGACCGAGAGUCAAGGGGCGAACUGGGGAUCAGGCUUGGCAGUGGGCUUCUAAAGACAUCACCGAUAGGGCGGGGGACGGGAGUGACGCCCUUUUCGACUUUCUAGACUUUGCUAAACCGGUAUAUAGCCACCCUACACAGUGUAUGUGCAGUUUGUGUAUGCAGAAGGGAAAUUAAACUAAUGUAAGCCAACAUUUGGAAACCGUGACCCUUGGCGAUGAGAAGAAAUUGAAUUUCCACUGGUCUCCGUGCGUCGCGCAGUCGGACUCUGGUGAUGCCUGUGGUGUGGGGAUCGCCGUGCAUCUCAGGAAAACAGGGCGUCGGAGGAUGAUGGUAAUCAAAAGAGCAUCAUGGCAAACGGAACCGGCACUAUUAUGUUGAAAUGCGUUGUGGUUGGUGACGGUGCUGUGGGCAAAACGUGUCUGUUGAUGAGCUAUGCCAACGACGCCUUUCCAGAGGAGUACGUACCCACUGUGUUUGACCAUUAUGCAGUGAGUGUCAACGUUGGCGGGAAGCAGUACUUAUUGGGAUUGUACGACACCGCUGGUCAGGAGGACUAUGACCGCUUGAGGCCUUUGUCGUACCCCAUGACCGACGUCUUCCUGAUCUGCUACUCCGUAGUCAACCCGGCCAGUUUCCAGAAUGUGAGGGAAGAGUGGGUCACCGAGCUGCAGGAGUAUGCCCCCAGUGUCCCAUACCUCCUCAUAGGCACUCAGAUUGACCUUCGUGACGACCCCAAGACCAUUGCCAAACUGAAUGACAUGAAGGAGAAGCCCAUCACCACAGAGCAGGGCCAGAAGCUAGCCAAGGAGAUUGGCGCGUGUGUCUACGUGGAAUGCUCGGCUCUCACCCAGAAAGGACUGAAAACUGUGUUUGAUGAGGCCAUCAUCGCUAUCCUGACCCCCAAAAGGAAGAAGGGCGCCCUGAAGAGAAGACUGGGGCCGCGCUGUAUCAACUGCUGCCUCAUCACGUGAGAGAGAUGGGAACGUCCAACAACACCUGGGUCAUUUUCAUUAGGGCAUGCAACAGAAAAUGUCUGAAAACAUGUCGAAACAAAAAAAAAAGCUUAUUUUUUUUAUUGGACAAGAUCAGGUAGCCCCACCCUGUUUCAGACUGUUUUUCUUCCAUUUGGUGUCUAAUGAAUACACUCCUGAAUACAAACCAGAACGAAUGACAGAGACAGAGGUCAUAAGAAGGGGAAAAUGACUGAAGGACCGAAAUGGACAAAUGAGGACCCUAUUUUUAGUUGAGGGCUCUUGAGCGGUUUUGUCUCUCUCCUGCUGUCGACCAAUGGAGUUGGAGGGGGGGGGGGGGCAGCUUUACUACCAAAGGAGCACAAUACCCAGGUCAACAACGCCCUUCAGUAAGAAUUUAUUUGCCUUCAAAAGUAUGUUCUUUUUUUUUUAAAGCUUUUUUUAAAAAAUGCUUUUCCUGUACACAUAUGUAUCAAGCUGUCAGAACACAGAGGUAUCAUUGUGUCCAUUUAACUCCAUUUAACUUUUUUGUACUGUCUGCUGUAAAAAUUAAUGAAUGGAUGCAUUGCAUUGCAUUUAUUUAAAGCGCUUUCCAUCAGGCCUCUAAGUGCUUUACAUUAUGUUUUGGGUAACUCACCUUAGCCACCACCAAUGAAAUGCAUACUGUUUAAAAAAUAAUAAUAAUACUUUGAUCCCAUCCAGUAUGGGUAGUUUUUUAUGAUCCCAUAUUUUAGGACACGAUCUGCUUCUCUUGCUCAGCUUGCAGUGCUAAUAUUAAAAAUGUUGGAUUUAUUGUUGGCGGUAGCCCAAUGGUGCGAAAAUAAUUGAAUGCACAUACCUGUAUGGGAUACAGGGAUGUGGGGAGAGCGGCACCAACAUUAAGCACAGUCCACAUACCUAUCCCUGUACAUUAAAGCACAGUUUUAAAAAAUCAA
This is a messenger RNA of Salvelinus sp. IW2-2015, 1924 nucleotides long. RefSeq names its product rho-related GTP-binding protein RhoQ. Gene Ontology annotation, biological process: establishment or maintenance of cell polarity; endocytosis; small GTPase-mediated signal transduction. Gene Ontology annotation, molecular function: GTPase activity; protein kinase binding; GTP binding. Lineage: Eukaryota; Metazoa; Chordata; Actinopteri; Salmoniformes; Salmonidae. The record is from RefSeq and is a predicted model, not a curated record.